Molecule: messenger RNA, 1848 nt
Organism: Contarinia nasturtii (swede midge)
Lineage: Eukaryota; Metazoa; Arthropoda; Insecta; Diptera; Cecidomyiidae
Exons: 4
Coding region: 152-1720 (522 amino acids)
Source: RefSeq, a predicted model, not a curated record
CGUGUUUAAUGUUUGCUAUAUCAUCUAUCGGUUUAUUGUGAAAUUCUCGUUGAAUCGUAGUGAGCAUAAAAUCUAAUUUGAUUUCUGUUUUUUCAUGAAAAUUGCGAAACGUGUCUUAUGCUUUUAAUGCGGAAUAUAUUGGAUAGUAAAGAUGUUUAACGGAUUGUCAUUCUUGGAUAAAGAUGAAAAUGAAUUUGAUAAUUUUCUCCGUGGACCCACCUCAAAUGAAAAAUCAAAUUUGGCCGACAUAUUUGAAGCUGAUGAAUCAGAGCGUGCCAAUGAAGUGAAUCCAACAUUGAAAUAUGUGCCACUUAAAUCAACACAACCGCAAACACAGAAAAUGGACCACACGAACAAACCAACGUGGAAUGUCAUUAUUGCAAAAAUUGUUACCGCAUUCAAAUUGAUAAGCGACAUCAAUACAUCAAUCGGUCAUCUUGGUUUGGCAUUGUUGCAAAACCCAUUCGAGAAUACAUCAAAGUUGAUUCUUUACAAAACGAAAGAGCAAAUUUUGUCCACAUUUUUGCUGAAAAGAUCGACGAAGGUGUAUUGGAAGCCACCAUAUUUACAAUAUCAUGAUGAUAUGAAUGGAUUUUGGAGCUUAUUAUUCACACAUGAUGCUGAUUGCACUGAUUUCUUCGCAAAAUUAGAAGAAGUUUGUGACAUUGACCGAGCCAACGCAAUAAAAUUCGAGGCAAGCGAUCGAAUCAAUAUGGUUGAAUUGGAAAAGAUUGAAGAGGUUAGUUCAAAAUCAAACGCAGAAAAACCCGACGAAGUUGAUUCGACCAACAGUCCAAUUCUCAAAACUAAGGACGAUGUGGUGCACCGUGUCGCAAGAAUUGGUCAUCAACUUCCGAAAAUCAAACCAGUUACAGCCGAUGAUGAUAGUGAUUCGACUCAACCUUCGGAUACAGAAAAAGUGCCAAACAUCAAGCCGGCUUAUAACAUUGCAGAACGAACAGGUCAACUGCCACCAAAACCGGCCAAUAUCUCAGUUGCCUUGCAACCAUCAUUUUGGCCAUCAUCUACAUUCGAUUUGAAUUCAUUUGCCACCGAAAAUCGCAUCCAAAAUACAGAAGUACGAAUGAAUUUAUCAAAGUUGGACUCGAAAAUGGACCGCAUGUUGGACAAUAUUGAACGUCUUCGACUCAAAGCAACACAUGCAACGAAUGCCAGUGAUAAAGAUGAAGAAAUCAUCAGGUUGGAAGAAAAAGUGCUGGAACUAAAAAAGGAAAAUCGUGCAUUGAAAAUGCAAUUGACUGAAGGCGAAAAGGUGAUAGUUCGUGAAAAUGAUAAUGACAAAGAAUGGAUGGAAUUGCAAAGAAAAAUCACUGACCAAGAGCAUCAUAUUGUGGAGUUGAAAAACAAGUGGGAAGAAACCGAACAAAGUCUAAAGAUGGGAAUGGAAUCAAUCGAAAAGGAUAAAGCCGACAUCAUUGCAAAUCAUGCAAAAGAAAUGAAUGUUUUACGCGAAGAACUUGAAAAGAAAAACGCUGAAAUGGACACAUUACGUGAACAAUUAAAGGAACAACAUGAUCAAAGCAAUAAAUCAUCGGGAAAUGCAGGCAAAGGUGAUAUGAUUCGCGACAUUAUGAAUCAAUUUUAUGUGAAAUUAUACCAAAGUAUUGAAGGGAAAGAGACAAUGGGCUCCGCUGAUAUACUCAAAUUAACGGCUGAAAUCAUACGAAAAGAAACAAAGGCUGCAUUAAACUCGAAUUGAUUUUGUUGAGCAUUUUUUUAUCGUUGUAAUUCGGGCUGUUUAUUCCAAUUUUUCGAUUUUAUGAAUUUUCAAAUGUUAAUAAGUUAAGGUUAUCAUUAAAUAAUCGAUUGCGAUUAAAUUAGCACGAA